AAAUGGGUACUGUAAAAGACGAAGCGGAAUGGAAUUAAAACAAUUUGUGGAGGGGACAGCGGUCUGUCAGUGAAGUAGGAAGAAGAAGACAGAAGAGUGGUGAGGGUUUUGUACCUGAGUUCAGCAGGUGAUGGAACUGGAGAGUCCUAAAUUUGAAUCAGUUGAAAAUGAAAACUUGGAGAACUGGCAGUUCAUUGGCUCCGGUGGAUUUGGUCAAGUCUACAAGGCUAGACACAAGAAGUGGAGGUGUGACGUGGCCAUUAAGCUACUUCAACAUGCUGCUGGGGACAUAGAACUGUGUGAGGAGGCAAAUCAUAUGGCCAAAGUCUCCUUACACAGUUCUGUGCUGAGGCUUUAUGGAAUAUGGGGAUGUCCACCAAAUGGAGGGCAGAACAUUCAGCUGGGAAUUGUUAUGGAGCUCAUGGAUAGAGGAUCUGUUCAGACCCUGCUGGAGACUUUGUCAGGUCCACCACCAUGGCCUCUGGCCUUCCGCUUGGCCUACGAAAUCGCUCAAGGAAUGAACUUCCUCCAUGAGAAGAACGUUUUGCACCAUGACCUAAAGCCAAGCAAUGUACUGCUGGAUGAUGACCUUCAUGCCAAGCUGGCAGAUUUUGGUCUGUCCAGGGUUUCCACCAGUGUUCUGAUGAGCUCUGAAGAAAUGUCCACAGUGAAAGGAGGCACAUAUCAGUACAUGCCUCCAGAGUCUUUUGAUCCAUCAUAUAAGCCUGUUCGUAAAUUUGACAUAUACAGCUAUGGUAUUCUUCUGUGGUCUAUUAUUUGCGGGAAAAAGCCUUUUCCAGGUACAAUGAAUGGAUUUCAGUUACUUAUCAUUUUCCAUAAAUUUCUCUAUGUUUGUGUGUUUGUUUUUCCUCAUAAGUUUCCAGUUUUCUGGUCAAAUAUUUGCCCUUCUUUAAAAAAAAAAGUUUUCAUUUAUAUUUUAUGUUUUACAUUUAAUAUAACUAUUAUCAAUACAAUGUGAGGCACUUCCAUAAAAACAUUCUCUCG
This is a messenger RNA of Haplochromis burtoni (Burton's mouthbrooder), 1005 nucleotides long. Its product is annotated as receptor-interacting serine/threonine-protein kinase 3-like. Gene Ontology annotation, molecular function: ATP binding; JUN kinase kinase kinase activity. The record is from RefSeq and is a predicted model, not a curated record. NCBI's taxonomy places the organism in Eukaryota, Metazoa, Chordata, Actinopteri, Cichliformes, Cichlidae. Gene Ontology annotation, biological process: protein phosphorylation.